Messenger RNA from Sphaeroforma arctica JP610, 1736 nucleotides. RefSeq lists its product as hypothetical. The record is from RefSeq and is a predicted model, not a curated record. The transcript is spliced from 12 exons. The coding region runs from base 102 to 1736 and encodes 544 amino acids. Gene Ontology annotation, molecular function: GTPase activator activity. Lineage: Eukaryota; Ichthyosporea; Ichthyophonida. Gene Ontology annotation, biological process: activation of GTPase activity.
GUCUACUGACCACUGUAGUAAGAGUUCGUUUACAUACAAAUAUAAUAUAUAAUAUCACUGUGUUGCACUGUCACAUAAACAGCAAUAAUAUCUUCAAAAAGAUGAAUGGAAACAGUGUUCCAGAGAAUGCCGGUAUGAAAAACGACGUUGAGAACCCUUUCACAGUGCUGUCUACUGAUACAAACGCAAGCACAGUCGAAGAUACGAACACUGGCGCAUAUAUCAACAGGCAGACCAUCAGCAACGAUAGUACAAGUAACGCCGAAGAACGACCUCCCGGAAGACCGAAGACGGAUCCGCCAGCCUCAAAGAGUUUGACAUCGGACGUAACAGUUCAGAUGGGGGAUAUAAAUAUAGCGGGUGUUACAAACAGCAAUGUUCUCAACAGGAAUGUAUAUGACAACGAUUUAAAUAGUUGGACGAAUAUUCAUUCGGAAUCGGCAGUUGAUGGCGCUAACGCCAGUCUACCAACUCAAGUUGUACCUGCACCUGCCCCUAGAAGCCCAGUGGUAGCCACAUUAGCCGGUGUUGGUACUUAUUAUGGCAGAACCGCGCUGAAGAUGGCUGGUUCCGUGGCAUCUACAGCAGUUACAUACGCGCGAAGUACAACGGACAACUAUAUUGCAAGCAGAGCGAAUGCUGUGAAGAAAAACACCCCGGCAGCUUCUGAAAAUGAUGACUCGUAUCUUGCACAACAAAAGAACGUUUUGGCGUCGACGCCGUCUUUGACGACUGCGGAUGUGCCUCUGGUAGCGAGAAAAGAUCCAAUUAAUGAAGAGGAAUGGUACGAGUGCUUCAAUGAAGAGGGCCAAAUUAUAUCUCCCGAGUUCGUCAGGAGUCGAGUAUUCACGGGCGGGUGUGCCAAUGACAUUGUGAGGCGUAGUAUGUGGGAGUUCCUACUAGGCGUUUACCGGUGGAGUUCGACAUACGAAGACAGAGAAAACGAGUCGAGGAAGAACAGGAGACAGUAUUACGAGCUACUGGACCUACUGAAUGCAAUGGAGCUCACCCCCGAAGAAGCGGAGUCCAUGGAACAAAUAGACAAAGACGUUAUCAGAACCGACAGGGAGUUGCCCUUCUAUGGUGAUCCAAACGAUACAUUGGACUCGGACGAACCGCUGCCCAUCAAUCUGCAGAAACUGCGGAACAUCCUCGGUGUAUACAGUGUGAUAUUCAACCCGAAGUUGCCGUAUAUUCAAGGAAUGAACGAAUACGCCUCUGCGAUGUUGUACAUACAACAGGGCGAGGAGAGUGAUGCCUUUUGGUGUUAUGUCAAGUUGAUGCAAUUCAUGGGCGAUUUCUUCCUGCCAGAGGACAAGACUGUGAUGAACCGUCAGUUCCAGAUGCUCAUGCAGCUAGUUGGGGACCACUCGCCUAAACUCUACGUGCAUUUGGCCUCUCACGAGUGCACGGACGUGAUCUUUGCGUAUUCUUGGAUUCUGCUGAAUAUGAAGCGACAGUUCCCGUUUGAAGAAUCCGUAAAGGUAUUUGAAACAACCUGGAGCAUGCCCAUGAAAGAAUACCAAGACAACCGCAUCAAUCUCGGUAACAAUCCGUACGUAUUGUUUCUGGCACUGGCCGUAUUCGACAUAGAGAGCAAGAACAUGGAGAGUAUGGACUACGGUGAAAUUCUUAUGCAUAUGAAUACACUGUCAGGAAAGAUGGAUUUAGACUUGGUCCUUAGUAAGCUGGUGGUUUGUAAGUGCGUCAGCGUCUCCCUUGCUCUGCUCCUCUAG